AUGGUCACAGCCGAUUUGAACGAGCCAUCGCCACCUUCCACCACUUGUAAAGCAGCAGCAGCUCAUGACUGGACGACUAGCAACAUUACGACGCAUGGCCGGUGGUUCAAAGAUCAGCAUGGGAGAACUCUUUUGAUGCGAGGUGUCAAUGUGUGUGGGUCUUCCAAACUUCCAACCAAGCCAUACCCUGGGUCGACUCAUUUAUACGACGAGAAGUUGUUCUGGGACCAUCGCAAUGUCAGCUUUGUUGGACGACCCUUUCCACUGAGUGAGGCGAGGAUGCAUUUCGCAAGGUUACGUGCCUGGGGUCUCACAUUAAUUCGACUCUUGAUCCCCUGGGAAAGCAUUGAACAUGCGGGUCCUGGUGAAUAUGACGAAGAGUACAUUGAUUAUCUACGCGACUUGAUUGCUAUCAUGCCUGAAUAUGGCCUUCGAUGCUUUAUUGAUCCUCAUCAAGAUACGUGGUCUCGAUUUUCAGGUGGAUCAGGUGCACCAGGGUGGACGUUUCAAGUAGCAGGCAUGGAUAUACGUGCAUUCAAGGAGACGGGUGCAGCUUAUGUACAUAAUACAAAUGCCGUUCCUGGUGAUCCAUUACCCAUGGUGUGGCCUACGAAUUAUACAAAGCUGGCAUGUUGUACCAUGUUUACCUUAUUCUUUGCUGGUGAUACAUUUGCUCCACAACACACCUACAAUGGCCAAUCCAUCCAACAAUUGUUGUCAUCUUGUUUUAUCCAAGCAUUUGCUCACUUGGCAACCCGACUCGCUGAUCUCGAUGCCGUGAUGGGAUUUGAAGUCAUGAAUGAACCCCACUCUGGAUACAUUGGAUUAUCGACUUUGGAUGAAUUUGACCCUAUUGCCAACCUCAUAUUUGGUGAUGCACCCAAACCACUACAAUGCUUUGCUCUUGGUGAUGGUAUUCCUCAACAAGUGGGCGUUUAUGUCAAAUCAUGGCCAUUCCCUACCCGCAAGUCUCAUGAUCGGUGGAUCAAUCAAAGCCGCACUUCAGCAUGGCUUCCUGGUCAAUCAUGUAUUUGGCGUCAGCAUGGUGUAUGGGACUUUAACAACAAGGGUGAACCUGAGCUUGUUGAUUCGGCCUACUUUUCAAAGCAUCCAAAGACUGGUGAACCUGUCGACUUCUAUCGAGACUUUUACGUCCCCUUUGUCAAUCGCUAUGCCCAAGCUAUUCAAAAGGUCAAGCCGGAUUGGUAUUGCUUUGUGGAACCACUUGCCAAUGAGAAAUCACCCACCUUUGGCCCACAAGAUCAUCAUCAUAAUAUGAUCUAUGCUCCUCAUUGGUACGAUCUCAACUGCGUCUUUUACAAAAAGUUUGAUGGCCGCAUCACACAUGAUGUUCAAUCCUUGCAGAAUGGUGGCAACGUGUUUAGUGCCACAUACUUUGGUCGUAGUGGUGCCAAAGUCAAUUAUCGUGGUCAAAUUCGAAAUAUCAAGCAAUCCGGCUUAGACAACAUGGGUGACAAGCCAUGUAUCUUUGGCGAAGUGGGUAUUCCUAUGGAUCUCAAUCAACGCGCCGCUUUUGAAACUGGUGAUUAUGAAAAGCAUGUUCACUUUAUGGAUGCCAUGAUCUAUGCCUUGGAGACAAACCUUGUUAGCUUCACCUUGUGGAAUUAUGACGUUUGCAAUGAUGACGAGUAUGGCGACCAUUGGAACGGUGAAAACUUUUCGAUCUAUUCACCAAAGCUGGUUAAGCAAUCAGGGGAGGAAGAAGAUUUGUCGUCAUUAUCAUCGUCCACGGGUGACCAAACACCAUCUUCAUUGGAUACCACAAUACCUGGUUAUGACUUGGCUCAACUGCAUAUGGGAGGUCGUGUACUUGCAGCUGCUAUUCGACCCUAUGCAUCCAAGGUUGCAGGCAUACCCGAGCAUUCUGAAUUCAAUCCAGAUACACUCGAAUAUACCUUCUCUUUUCGACCUUUUGAUUCAGCUCACGUGGAGGAAGAAGAAACAUCCAGCAUGGAGGAGUCUCGAACAACUGAAAUCUACAUUCCCCAUUAUCAUUUUGCUGACCAGAGCUUGGACGUACAUGUUUCGGAUGGCACCUGGAAAUAUGAACCCGAGUUGCAGACAUUGUACCAUUAUUGCCACAAUCCAGAACAGGGAUCCAUCACCAUACGCAUCCGAACUUCAUCCUUCGCUGGCAACUCGGCAAAUGGUAGAUGCACCAUCAUGUAA
Molecule: messenger RNA, 2190 nt
Organism: Lichtheimia ornata
Lineage: Eukaryota; Fungi; Mucoromycota; Mucoromycetes; Mucorales; Lichtheimiaceae
Exons: 6
Coding region: 1-2190 (729 amino acids)
Molecular function (GO): beta-glucosidase activity
Source: RefSeq, a predicted model, not a curated record